CUAAGGAGAGAGAUUGUUUUGCUAUCAGUAACGUGAGUUAUGAGCGCUAGAUUUUACAUUUCCUUUUGAUAUUUCCUGCUUAUAAUCUGUUAAAAACGAGGCAACAACAGCGACAGAGGAAAAGAGAAAGAGACAGAGAGAAAGUCAAGAAGAAAGAUCAACAGAGCACAAGCGACUGCAUUCUUGUGACCUGCAACAAUCUUCUAUCUGGGAAUCCACAGAAGAGCUUCUCUAGCAGACUGAGCUUCCUGUAUUUUGAAAAUGAAGUGCUCUGUGAGACAGCUGCUCAGAAGUUACUUGAACAAGCGUCGGCUUUGCCAAAAUCGUUUAGUGACCAAAGAUGGUCACUGCAACAUUGAAUAUGGCAAUGUGAAAUACAAAAACUUCUUUGCAUAUAUUCUAGACUUCUGGACCACCUUUGUUGAGAUCCGCUGGCGCUUUGUUAUCCUCUUCUUUGUGGCCUCCUUCACUCUUAGCUGGUUCAUUUUCGGGCUCCUCUGGUACUGGAUCUGCCGUAACAAUGGUGACCUGGCAUGGCAAAACCCACCACAAGGCCACAAACCAUGUGUACUUAAUCUAAAAGGCUUGACCACUGCCUUCCUUUUCUCCCUGGAAACUCAGACAACUGUGGGCUACGGUGGACGAGACAUUACCCCAUACUGCCCUGGUGCUAUUGCUCUCCUCAUCAUCCAGACUCUUGUUGGUGCAAUUAUUAACUGCUUCUGGUGUGGAGUGGUCAUGACCAAAAUUGCUCUUCCCAAGAAAAGAGUCAAGACCAUCAGAUUUAGUGAAGUAGCCGUCAUCUGUCCAAACAAGGGCGCCCUCUGCUUGCAGAUACGAGUGGCUAACUUGCGCAAAUCUUUGAUGAUUGGCAGCCAGAUCUUCGGAAAGCUGCUUCGGACAAAAGUCAGUUCUGAAGGUGAGACCACCAUCCUGGACCAGGUCAAUGUUGAUUUCAUGGUGGAAGCUGGGAAGGACAGCCUGUUCUUUGUGUGCCCUUUGACACUUUGUCAUGUGAUUGACAAAACAAGUCCAUUCUUUGAGAUGGCAGUGGACACUCUGAACCAGCAAGAGUUUGAGCUGGUGGUGUUUCUGGAUGGCACAGAUGAGUCCACCAGCUCCUCCUGCCAGGUCAGGACUUCCUACAUUCCUCAGGAGAUCAUGUGGGGCUACAAGUUCCUCCCCAUCAUAUCCCGCAGCAAAGAGGGAAAGUAUUGUGUGAACUUCUCCAAUUUUGCUAAAGUGGAACCAGUACCGACUGCCAGCUGUGCUGAAUGCUUCCACAACGAGAAAUGCCGUAAGCACCUCUCCACAAAAGGCAUUGACAAUCAAGGUUUUGAGGUCAUUAACAUUGGUGAUCCUGCCAGCGUCACUAAAAUGUAAAAUGUGGACUGGAAUGGAGGAAGUUUU
This is a messenger RNA of Colossoma macropomum (tambaqui), 1410 nucleotides long. Its product is annotated as ATP-sensitive inward rectifier potassium channel 1-like. The record is from RefSeq and is a predicted model, not a curated record. The coding region runs from base 262 to 1383 and encodes 373 amino acids. Gene Ontology annotation, molecular function: ATP-activated inward rectifier potassium channel activity. Lineage: Eukaryota; Metazoa; Chordata; Actinopteri; Characiformes; Serrasalmidae. The transcript is spliced from 2 exons. Gene Ontology annotation, cellular component: plasma membrane. Gene Ontology annotation, biological process: potassium ion import across plasma membrane; regulation of monoatomic ion transmembrane transport.